CUCACCCCCACCCGCACCCCCACCCCCUGGGCACCAUGAACACCAACGUGUGCGUGGAGACGGGGCCCACCGCCGAGGCGCCGGGCCUGCCCAAGGAGAACCACCUGCCCGACGGCGCCCUCAACAGCCUUGUGGAUUACAACUCGGAGAUGGAGAGGUACCGCUCCUUCGCCACCUUCUACAAGACCAACGGCGGCGCCUUCCCGCAGGCGGCCAAGAUCGCGCGCAUCACCACCCCCAUCUUCCCCAGCGCCGCCGCCGCCGCCGCCGCGCGCAUCGGCAUGUCGCCCUGGAACUGCGACACGGCCACGGCCGCCGCCGCCACCGCCAUGCUGUGGGGCAGCGGCGCGGGCGGCGGCGGCGCGGGCGUCGGAGGCCCCGCCAACCCGGCGGCGGCCGUGGCCGGCGGCGUGGCGGCCCGCAAAGCCGCCGCAGCCGCUGCCGCCUCCUCCGCGGCCGCAGCCGCCGCCGCUGCAGCCGCCGUGGUGUCGUCGUCGGUGUCGUCUGUGUCGUCGUCGCUGCACGCCGCCGGCCGGAGUGGCGGGGGCGGUGGCGGGGCCGGAGCCAGCGGCCUGCACCACCGCGGCGACUCCCAGCAGCGCCUAGGCAAGCCGGGCUGCGCGCCGGCCGAGCAGGCCUCGUUGCAAAUGGCCAACAACAACUUCCUCUCCACCUUGGCGCCCGAGCACUGCAGACCUUUGGCGGGCGAAUGCAUGAACAAGCUCAAAUGCGGCGCCGCCGAAGCGGAGAUAAUGAAUCUCCCCGAGCGCGUGGGGACUUUUUCCGCUAUCCCGGCUUUAGGGGGCAUCUCAUUACCUCCCGGGGUCAUCGUCAUGACAGCCCUGCACUCCCCCGCCGCAGCCUCCGCAGCCGUCACAGACAGCGCGUUUCAAAUUGCCAAUCUGGCAGACUGCCCGCAGAGCCAUUCCUCCUCCUCGUCGUCCUCCUCCUCCCUGGGAGCCGCCGGAGGAGGAGGAGGCGGAGGGGGAGGCGGGGGCGGGGGAGGAGGAGGAGGCGGGGGAGGCGGAGGCGGAGGAGGGGCAGGCAACCCUGCCAAGAAGAAGAGGAAAAGGUGCGGGGUGUGCGUGCCCUGCAAGAGGCUCAUCAACUGUGGCGUGUGCAGCAGUUGCAGGAACCGCAAAACGGGACACCAGAUCUGCAAAUUUAGGAAAUGUGAAGAGCUAAAGAAAAAACCUGGCACUUCGCUAGAGAGAACACCAGUUCCCAGCGCCGAAGCAUUCCGAUGGUUCUUUUAAGCAGUAGUAUUAUCUUAUUUUCAAGGCAGCCUGAAGUGAAUGGCAAGCUAAGGUCUUGUUUUAAGAAACUGCUUAGUCCACCACUGAAGAAUAUAUUCAGAUAACUAUUUUCACUUAUGUAUAGGGGUUUCCUCAAAAACAAAAAACAAAUUAUGAAGUAGGGUGGUCUCCGGGUAAGAGGGGAAGGGAAAGCCACUUUGAAUAACCCAUCGGCGAUAAUGCAGAUGUUUCUCCCCACUGAAAUGCCUGAACAUAAGAUAGUACUGUUUGAGCUCCUAACUCAUCAUGUUCACGUUCACUGUCUUGUGUUUUCAUGCUGUUCAGAAAAACCCUCCUUGCAGUCACUUGUCCGUCCCCGCCCCACUGCUGCCCACCUUUCCCCAAAUGACCCCAGUUGCAUUUUUAGCAACUGGUUCCAGUUUUAGCUACCGCCGUUUGUUUUCCUCUCUAAAGACCCCUCCAAAUAAGGGAACACGCCAUACCAGAGGACUCUAACCAGCUCGUGAGGGCCACUCUCUUAUCAGGAGACCACCACAUCUGGGACCCUGGGGGAAUUGGCCAGUUGACUCACAUUCAGAACACCAAUUCUUUCUUUGAUGUAAUUUAGCUAUACUAGUGAAGUUGUUGUCUAUUUUUAAAGUGGCUGUAAAAAAAAAAAAAAGUUUGGGUAAACCCCUGCUAUAAAAUAAUGUAUCUUUACAAAGUACCAUAUCUAUACUUCAUUUUCCAAUAUAUGUGUUUCAGUACUGUAAACUGUACAGAUAGCAGCUUGUAUUUUGUGUGUUUAGACACAAAGAGACAAUCACGUCUGAGCGUCUAUGGAGCGUAACUGUUUGUACACAACAGUGUGGUUCUGCAAGUUAAAUCCGGAGCAAUAAAUCCAAGUUUUUAAGUAUUAUUUCUGCCAGUUGUCCAGUAGCACCACUGUUUUUACCAUUUAUACCUGAUGCAAAGUUGUGCAAGACAUGUGCAAGAUUAUUAUGCAUCCAACAAAUACCUUUUGGACCAUACUGUUGUAUGAAAAAGAAAGACAUAAAAUGUAAAAGUUAAUUGUUUGUGAGCACGGUAUUAGAGUAGCAAAUGCUUAAUUGCGUUGCUUCGGAAAGAGCUUUACAGAACAGGAUCCGUCCAAAGCAUGUACAUUUAGCAGACCCACUUUGCACUGCACCACAAAAUAGAGUUUACAGCAUAAGAGGACAUACAGAAAGGAUUUAACAGAGAGUUAUAUCAAAGUUGUUUUAGGAUACAAAAUGAAAAGAGUACCAAACCUUAUUUCGGGGUGGGGUGGGGGAGAUGGAAAUUUGUCACUCAAUAUAUUUACCUUCCCUCUGGAAGUUGUUUUAUAGACCUUUCAAUAGGAUUUUUUUUAAAAAAUACCCUUUAUAAUGUAUCUGAAACUAUUUUUGCCCUAUGUGCAACAUUUAUUUCUUAGAAUAGUUUGUAAGGUUAGAUGGCAUUGCAUCAUCUCUGCAGGUCAUGAGAGCCUGAAUAUCUUUAUGGUGUUCACAAAUAUUAGCACUUCUAAUGCAAUUAAAAUUGGGGUGGGGUGGGGGUGUGAUUUAUACUUUUCUCUGCCUAAUUUUGCCCUGCUGGGAGUCAGUGGAAUUACUCGGCAUGGAAUUUUAACUGUACCGACAAACCAUUGGCUUUGCUGAUUAGGCUCUGGUUAAAUUGUUCAUAGCAAAAUCCCAUACAUGCCCAUUCACAAGUAAGCCCCCCUGAGUUCAAUGAGAUUGAACAGGUAACUGUGCAUAGGAUUGCAGUCAUUUUUUAUCAUGGGGGAAACUCACAGGCUUGAAGAGUAUUAGAUGGUUUGGGCAGCCUCAAAGAGUUUUGAUUUAAGAUGAGCAGAAAAGGCCACCACAAUGAAUCACUUCCUCUGUCUAGCUUGUUUUCAGCUGCCUUUAAAACCAGGAGGGUGUUUUUUUAAAAAGAUUUCUUUUAUCAUAUCAAUUUUGUUUAACCCUUGAAAGUAGCAUUUGAGGAGUAGCACCAGAAGAGUGAAUUGGUUCUCUCUCACUACACAGCAAGGACAUAGCUCUGGCUCAGCCAUAGUGCUGCACCAUAGUCUAGCAUUACAACACCAAGCCUAGUUUGCACCCCAGGACUAUGAGCUUCCUCUGGAGUUUGAAAGCUCCCACUUGCAUUUUAGUACAAUACAACUUGCUUUAUCUUUGAAACUCAGACAAAUUCAGGUUAAUCUUAACUAUAGUUAGUGGAAACAAGCCAACUUUAAACCAUGGUUUAUAAAUAUAGGAUGUUUUCACUAACCAUUGUUGAUCUUUAUUGCACAGCAUACUAAACAACAUGUUCUGACAGCAUGAUAAACUGGGCUUGUCUUGUGUAAUGUUAAACUAUGGUUUAGUGUUAUGUCUGACAACACACUUACAUAUUAUUCCCAGAAUUAGUCUAAUUGAAAUCAAUGGAAUUUAAGGGUUUAAAAGGAGCUCUUGAGGCACAUUAUUUUCUCUUAGAUCCAUGGGGUUAACUUUUUGAGGAGUGUGUGUGCAGUUCCAGGUUCUUUUCACAGCUCAACUUUAUACAUCUUUGGAACAUUUUCUCUAUGGCUUUCUACUGGAAAGCUCAGAUGAAAGGAUACAAUCUUGCUAUGAAGAGUUGUAGUGUAUGAGAAGUGCUCGUGUGAAUGUUCCCAUGUCCUAGUAGGAGACACCUACCUCUCAGCUGGGCUACACCUUUUAAUUAAAUAAAUAGGUUUGUACCAGGUCCCUGUAAAAUGAUGUGUUCAAGGGCCCUUCCAGGCAUCUUCAACUGUGGAGACAGGAAGCUUCUAAUCCCUAGACUUUGGACCCAAGUGUGUGGUAUUUUGACACGCAAUGAUGCCUCUCAGGGCUGGUCUAGGUUUUUGCUGUCCAAAAUGGCUAAUAUACAUGUCCUAAGAGGUAAGCCCCAGCAUCUCCUGCAGCACCACACAAGUACACCUCUUGAACUAUAAGUAACUUCCCAUGGGAACCUUGCAGGCAUCUCAGGGUUGAAGGACCAGUUUGGGCUGGCUUCCCAAGAUGCUUCUGAAGAUAUCCCUUUGGAAAAGAUCUCUGCCCUUCCCCAGAGACACUUCCUGCACCUCUUGUUGAGUGCCAUCCCGGAUGAGGCCUUGAAAGUUUCUCUACUUUAAAUCUACAUAAGUGGGGGAAACCUCAGGUCCAGGGGACCUGUCUCCCGGGACCCUUCCCCGUGCCACACCUCUCAGCAGCCCUGUUUCACAUCUUCCCUGAGGGUUUUUGCCUCACUGAAGUGUAUCCUUGAACUCUGAUGGUGCCUCUUGUUUACCUGAAUGGAGGAUAAAGAGGGGCGUGCAAAGGUGUAUAAAAACAAGCUUAUCGCACAAAGAUCACAAUUCCAUUCAUUGCUCUGUUGGCUUUUGCCUAUGGCCCCAUCUACCGCAGGGAUGUAGCUCUCCGAAGCUUUCCCUGGAGGGAGCGUGGGAGGAGAAGAAACCCAUAUCCUGCUCUAGAGUAAAGAAGUUGUAUAUGGCCUUUUUUCAUUCCGAGAAAAAAAAGCCCCAAACUUUUUAUUAUUAUUAAGAAACAACAGAUAAUUGAUUGCUUGAAGCCUUACUGACCCAACUGGCUGUUGAGCUUGCCUUGUUUGGAAGACCUUUUGUGAUUGCGGUUAAAAGUAGGGACAGAAAAAUUCAGUUCAGGCUACGUUAGGUGUACAAUGAUUCAUAGCAAUGUACUGUCUUAAUACCCUGAUGUUGCAUGUGUCAAUGUAGUUUCAUUUCUGGGUUUUUAUGUUUUGUUUUGUUUUGUUUUGUUUUGUUUGAUUGAUUUCGGAAGAGCUGAUGAAUUUGUAUAUCGUAAUUGUGAUGUUUUUUACAUGUCAAAUCCGAAUGGUUAAAAAUUCCAAAACUGUCAAUUAUAAUUAUUAUUAUUAAAAAGGACAUGGAUACAUUCACUUGGAUCCCCGCAAUUAUUAUUAUUAUUAUUAUUGGAAUUUCUUUUAGUCUAUGUCUACCAGCCUUAUCAAGAAUUUUUGUUUCAUUGACACACAAUUUGUAUGAUGUGUAGUGCAUAUAUUUGAGUAUUUUAGUUGCAAGUGUUUUGAAGAAGGAAAUCUCUUUUCUGACCUCUUAGCCUCUUUUCUCCUGUAUAUGGUUAUCAUUUGUAACAUAGAUUAUUGUUAGGGGUUUGAAUCUCAUUUGUGUUUCCCAAAACCUCCUCAAAUGAUUUAGGCUGCAAUCCUAACCGGUGUGUGUUGAUGGGGGUGGGGGAGAACAAAGGUGGUUUGACCACCUCAUCCAACAUUCUGCUAGGAUCUCCUGGCUUGCUGGGUGGUAGUGAAGGCAUUGGAAAACUCUACACAUACAUAUCUUAAUUUAUUUACCCCCCCCAUUUUACCUCCAUUGUUUCCAAUGGGAGGGGGAAAGGAGGGAGGAGUUUAGACAUGCUCAGAAGCAUGUCUGAGUUCCCACCUGACUUGUGAGCAGGACAGGGGACCAGGAGGGCUUGGAAUCUCCAACAUUGGAGCUCUGUCAAAACUCCCUUUCCAGGAUCAGAGCUCCACUCUAACACCAUGGGGUUUGAGCCAAUCCAGCCUAAAGCAACUUUGAUGCCCUCCAAUGGAUCAUACAGUUGCAUCCUUAACAUAUAUAAUAUGGACUUCUAAUACUGCUCCUACACACACACACACACACAAUUUGGUCCAGUAGUUUCGUGCUGAGGUUCUCCCAUUUUGGGCAAAUGGACAACUCUGUGUGAACUAGUGGAUGCAAUUGCAGAGGUCCCUAUUUCACUGGAGUGAAUGGGGAACCAAAACACGCUGUGCAAAAGGUUCUGUGUGUGCCUCACAAAAUACAGGAAGGAUUGGGACAAAAGACUGCAAUUUUGAUGUCUUUUAGAGCUGAGGGCUAAGUCUGCCAAACCGAAUGCAGUAUUUUUAUUUUUUGCCAUACCUCAGAUAAACCUGUUCAGCUGUAAGGUUGCAAGUGAAGCAUGCAUAGGCGUUAUAGGACUUAAUAAUAGUCAACUCUGUAAGAGAAAGGAAAUAUUCCCUUUUGUUCAGAACCCCCUGGUAUGCAAGUCACACAAUUAACACUAAAGAAUAUGAAGUCUUUAAACGGGCUGUGUCUGUAAUCAAAUAAUGAAAGAGAAAAAACAGAGAGAAAGCAAUUAAAUGAACAUACCAUCCAGGGUCGAAUACAUCCAGCAAAAAUCAGUGGUGGGUCUUUGAUCAUAGUUGGAUGCAUAGUGAUAUCAAACGGAUGGUUCUCAUGUAACAGCUAAAUAUUUCAGAUUUUGUUUUUAUUAAAUUUGGCAGUUUCACACUGAGAUCUGCUGAUUCCUGGCAAAUAAAGGACAGCUCAAAUGUGAGAAAGUAUUCCAUUUUCACAAUUGCAGGGAGCUAGGAUUACUUUUUUUCCCCUCAGAAAAAGAGACCACAAAAAUGUACUCCUUUCACACUGUUCUCCUAUUUCUGAACUGUGCAGUUAUCUAUUAAAUUUUCUAAUAGAUCUUUGUGUAAAGUGUAUGUAUGCUUGUGCAAUUAUGAAAAAAGCAGUUUUUGAAAAUGGUGUAUUUAUUUCAAAUCACUUAUGGGGCAUGUACAAAACUGUAUAAACCCAUUCAAUCUGCCCAGUAAAGUUGUUUUUGUGAUAUUUCUGUGUUGUUGAAUAAAGGAAUUUAGUACUCUAAA
This is a messenger RNA of Podarcis muralis (Common wall lizard), 6908 nucleotides long. RefSeq names its product CXXC finger protein 4 (gene CXXC4). Gene Ontology annotation, cellular component: nucleus. Gene Ontology annotation, molecular function: zinc ion binding; methyl-CpG binding. The record is from RefSeq and is a predicted model, not a curated record. Lineage: Eukaryota; Metazoa; Chordata; Lepidosauria; Squamata; Lacertidae.